UAUCUAUCCCCCUGCACAUCCAAACAGAAUCCAAGAUUACAAUAGCUUUGUCCAAUGACUGAGAGACACGUGUCAAAAGGUACCAUCACUGUCAGCUUUCCCUCUCGCUCCACCUACAUACUUCUUCUGUCUGAAGUGAGUUUUUCUAGAGAGAGAGAGAGAACAAAUAUUACAAAGCAGGGAAUAGUUAAAAGAGUUUAAGAAAAGAGAGAUCGGAGAGAUGUGUAGUAAAAGCAGUCCGGUCGGAGAAGAGAAACAGAGUACAAGAACAUCAAAGAGGAUCAGGAAGAGAAAAAACAGAGAAGCUACGACUACGAGCACCAUGGACAAGUCUCCUUCCAAUCUUGAAGCGUCUCGUAAGAUCAGAACUAAAACGAAAAAACCCAAAUUUCUCAGUCUCAAGCUCGAGCUCAACACUUCUCACGAGAUCGACGAGAAUCCCAUAACCAAGAAGAGCAACCAUAAGAAGAAGAAGAAGAAGAACGAAAAAAAACAGAGCAUUAAGAAAGACCCUGAUACGACGCCGUCUAAGGAGAAGACCACUACUCUCGGAGGAGAGAAAGAAGAUGACCAAUACGAUACCGUUGCGGCUUACCUCUUCAAUUCCGCCACUGACAGUACAAUCUCUUCGAUCCACGAUCUCCUCCCUUCCUCCGCCGCCGCCGAUGCAGAUUGCGGCGGAGCAAGGAAUAACCUGUCUCCGUACGACCGUCAAGAGCACGGAUCGUCUUCUUCUUCGCUUCUAAGGACGGCGAUGAGGAAAGGAGCGAGUGAGGAGGAGGAGACGACGGAGGAGCGGUGGGUUAGUUACUCAGAGGUGGUGGAGGAAGUGAUGAGUCGUAGCGGAACUCCACGGUGUUGCGGCGGAUGCGAUGGAAACGAUGGACGGCCUUCGUUGGCUUUGAAGCUUGAUUAUGAGCAGAUCAUGGAAGCUUGGUCGGAUAAAGGUACGCUUUAUGUUGACGGAGAACCGCCGCAGACGGUGCCGGACUUGCAUGCUUCCGCCGAUGGGUUUGGUGACGGCGGAGAGGCGGGGAGUAUAUGGGCAGUUCCGGAGAUGGAAACGACGACGGAGAGGUUAUGGAGAGGGCAUAGAGAAGCCAGCUUGCUCCGUUAUAAAGAGAAACGACAAAACCGUCUUUUCUCUAAGCGGAUUCGAUAUCAAGUUCGUAAACUCAACGCUGAGAAACGUCCUCGUAUCAAAGGCCGGUUUGUGAAGAGAGACGAUUUGUAAACCACUAAAAUACUACUGGUGGUUGUGGACAGGACAUAUACUACUAGUCUACUACUGAAAUAGCCAAGUUACGACGGAUAUUUGGUAAUAAUAAUAUAUGGUUGUUUUGUAACUUUUUGAGAGGUUAGGGGCUCAACCGGAGUAUACCGAGAUUUGAAGAUAACGUUGGUCUGUAUAGGGGUCUUGACCAGCUCGGUUAUGCUAAAAUUUCGGUUUUGUUUAGCCUCUUUAGUUCUCUUAUUACAAAAGUUAACUAAUUUCAUCAGAACAAUAAUGAUCCAUAAGAAUAAUAAUAAAAUUGAUAUUAAUAAUGAUAAAUUAAA
Molecule: messenger RNA, 1557 nt
Organism: Capsella rubella
Lineage: Eukaryota; Viridiplantae; Streptophyta; Magnoliopsida; Brassicales; Brassicaceae
Product: zinc finger protein CONSTANS-LIKE 8
Exons: 3
Coding region: 221-1234 (337 amino acids)
Biological process (GO): regulation of DNA-templated transcription
Cellular component (GO): nucleus
Molecular function (GO): protein binding
Source: RefSeq, a predicted model, not a curated record